Molecule: messenger RNA, 8122 nt
Organism: Brassica napus (rape)
Lineage: Eukaryota; Viridiplantae; Streptophyta; Magnoliopsida; Brassicales; Brassicaceae
Product: F-box/kelch-repeat protein At2g44700-like
Exons: 1
Coding region: 381-1418 (345 amino acids)
Molecular function (GO): protein binding
Source: RefSeq, a predicted model, not a curated record
CACUAGACUUUUAGGUUAGUUUUGCAUUUGAUUCAAGUUUGGGUAUAAGUUUGGGAUUAAAAUCAAGUUGUGGGUUAGUUUUGGCAAAAACUCCUUUUAUAUAUAGUAUUUUUUCGUAGUUUGUCAAUAGUCUACAAGAAAAUAUGAUAAACAUUUAUCUCGUUGACCAAAAAAGACUACAAGAAAAUAUAUAAAAAUAUAUUAUAGAAAAUUUUAACGGAAAACUGAUAACCUAUAUCCUAAUUUCGUCGUAUAUAAAUAGAGUAUUAACGAUACAAAGAAAGAAAGAUAAAAGAGUAUUGCUAACUGACUACAAUUUGACGUCUUUCGUUCGCCGCCUCUGACGCCGACGAGAGCCACCGCGGAAGAUCAACAAACCGAUGUCGCCGUCACAGUUUUCCUCACUGCCUAACGACAUAGCGUGGCAAGUCUUAGCCCGCGUGCCGAAAUGCAAAUACCCACUCCUCGCUUGCGUCUCCAAGAACUUCACUUAUCUUGUUCAGUCGCCGGAGAUUCACAAGAUUCGCUCUCUCCUCCGCAAAGAUUCCCUCUACAUCUCCUUCAGGAACAAAAACGAUCGCGCCCAGAACCCGCGUUGGUACACUCUGCGCAGAGCGGAGAACAAUCCGAGCGAGAACCAGUUCGUCGUCUCCGUCAACCCCGCGCUUCCUAACCAUUACCACCGCAUGCCCUCGAUCGUCGCUCACGGUCCGGAGAUUUUCUUUAUCUGCGGCCCGUUCUUUCAGUCGCCAAGCUUUUGGGUCUUUGAUUCUCGAACCGACGAGCUUCGACGAGGACCAACCAUGAACGCGAACCGAACGUACAAAAGCGUGGGAGUAGUCGGGCGCAAGCUAUACGUGGUCGGAGGAGUAAGAUCUAACGAGAAUGUCGCCGAGUCAUUUGACCUAGCGACGGAAACUUGGGAGCCAGCGCCGAUCCCUAAGGAAGAAAAGACGUGGCACGCGUCUGCCACGGUGUCAUUAGACUGGAAGGUGUGUGCGUUAAUGCUCGUUGGAGCCUACGCUGUUUGCUACGAUCCUUGGGAUGGUUCUUGCCAGAGUUUUGCUUUGCCUAAGGAUAAGUGGUGGAAAACGGGUGUUUGUGGGAUGGAGAAUGUGCUCUACGUUUAUUACGCUAGGUUCGGGCUGAUGUGGUAUGACACUGAGCUGAGGGUAUGGAGAGUGGUGAAUGGUUUGAGUGAUGUCAAAAAGGUUCGAUCCGUUGGGAUGGCGGAAUACUAUGGAAAGGUGGCGCUUUUGUGGAAAGAACAUGGUGGUUGUGGAAAGGAGAUUUGGUGUAGAAUGAUUGCUAUGGGUAAGUGUGAAGAAGGGGUCAAGGGGACUGCAGAAUCGGCUCAACUUCUGGGGAGUGUCCCUGAUGGCUACAGAAUGGAUCAUUGUCUAUCAGUUUCAGAUUAAAGAAGAUAGAUUGAGCUAAUUAUUUUGAUGUGUGGGCUAUGCUAUUCUGUUUACUAAUACUUUUGCCAUCGUUGUACAAAAGCAUGUGGUGCUUGCACAUGUGUUAUGUGCUAUGCUAUUCUGUUUACUAAUACUUUUGCCAUCGUUGUACAAAAAGCAAGUGGUGCUUGCACAUGUGUUAUGUUGUUUCCAGUUUAAAACAGGCCGGGGAACCAGACAAUGAAUUCAUUUGAAUAUCAAUGAGUUUGUAUUUUCAGUUUGAUUGUUGUAUAGAUUCUCGGAUUCUCCUAGGUAUUUUCAGCAGUAGUAGCAUACGUGAGAUGAUUGGUGAUAAUAAUGAUUUUUUGUGCAGUCAAGACGUGUGGGUGAUGGCUAAAUAUACAGUUACUGUUCUUUGUAAGUUUGACCCUGCUCAAUGAACCUUCUCUUGGGAUUCAUUUUUUCAAUUUUUUAUUAUUAAUUUUUUUUUUCUUUUUGAUUUUUCUAGACCAAUCGUGGGCCGCCACGACACAUGGGAUCCGCGCUACAAUGAUGAACUUUAGAAGAGAGGGGUUCAGCCAAGAGAGCUUUAGGAGAGAAAAAUUCAUGUGAUUGAGUUAUUUUAUUAUUAUUUUCUUGAUUUCUGUGUAAACUUUCCCCAUAAAUGGGGGUGCUCUCAUAUUUAUUAUGGGCUUUGUCAUUAGGUGGGAAUUGUUGGAGCUCACAUGAUUAGGAUUUACAAGCAUUAAUUAGGGCUAGAAGUUUAUUAAAUGAAUAAAUUUUAUCCUUUCUGUGUUUUGUAUGGAAGCCAAGGUUAUUGACUUCUAUUAUCUGCAAAGACAAUUUGACAAACUUAUACUUUAACCAUGGGGUGUUCUGUGGUGCUCCUAAUGUUUGCAUAGAAAUAAAAUGGAAGGGAUUCUAAGAUGUCUAAAUCUAAGUAAUACGAAGAUCUGUUAUACAAUUAGUGAUUGUGAUAUAUUACAAAGGUUGACUACAAAUUCAAGAAAUCAGAUGAUUCAACGUUGCUUGUGUGAAUUAAUUUGAUAUAUUCAUGUAUAUAUAUAGUAUAUAUAUAUUUUGAUGUGUUUGUGCCGGAUACAGAGAGGUCUUUAUCUGUAUGUCGGGUGCCGGGUACAGAGAGGUGUUUAUCUGUAGCCCGGAUUGUAUAGAGGUUACGGUCAGCUAUAGUCGACCUGUUGAUCGUAGCCUGGUCGGAGGAGUAAGAUCUAACGAGAAUGUCGCCGAGUCAUUUGACCUAGCGAUCAAGUAAUUAAUUCAGACUCGAUUUCAGACAGACGGAACAUAUUAGAAAUAAAUUAUAGUUAUUCAAGGUCCUAAGCCGUGUAUGAGAAGUUCGGGAAUAGACCCUCACCUUAGCCAAAAUUGGAGAUGAAUCACAAAAAUGAUCCAAGAUCUCGUCCAACAAGACUCAGUCCAACUUUAGAAUUAAUUACUUGAAAUACAAGUAACACUAAAGUUGCAUGAUUGCAUCCUGCGCGCAUGUGCAUGAAUAAGGUUUACGUUAUAUAUUUUUCUUGCAACACAAGGACCAAUAACAAUGGUACUUAACCUCACGGCUUAAGCUUCUCGGACUCCGUCGACGGAAGCUGUGACUCAGGUGGCUCACGGUUCAUAAUGGUGUUGAUCGGUGUUGGUAGUGUCGAGACGCUGAUGGAUCUGGUUUCACUCUCUUUCUUAGUCUCCGCCUGUUCACGUUAUUGAACAAAAGCAUGGUAAUAUCGAUGGAUCUAUUGCAACAAGAUUAUGACAGUGGCAUGACGACGGCUCCGGUGUUGAUAGUGAAGAUGAUGACUCCGGUCAGGGCCGGCUCAACACUGAUAGGGGCCCUAGGGCAAAAAAAAAAAUUUUACUCUCUAAAAUAUAUAUAAAGAUAAUGUUUAAAAUAUUUUAAAAAUUUAAUCAAUAAUAUUUUUUAUAUUUUGUAAUGAAAAUAAAACUAUAUACAUAUCAAAUAAUUUUGGGCCCUUUUCAAUUUUAUUUAUUAUAUUUAUAAUUUUUUUAUAUAUAAAAAUAUAGAUUUAUAAAAAAUUGGGCCCCUUAUUUAUCAUUACACGGGGGGACACGGGCUCGGACCCGGGGCGGUCGCACCGCUUGUCCCCCCUUGUAAGCCGGCCCUGACUCCGGUGGUGGGACACGGCUUGAUAAUGGUGGCUGGAUCAAACUCCGGUGAUCACGGCAACGGUCCCGAUGGUGCUGGCACGGUGAUGCGACAAUGCAAGCUGACACUCCGGUGAUGAACCGAUCACAUCCUUAGAGAUUGGCGCUGGUGGUGAUAAAACGUGACGGCUCUCUCUCUAACCCACGAUGCGUUUUUUUAUUAGGUUUGAGAAGGAGAUAUAUACACAUGCAUAUAUAGCACGGUUUAAGAAAUGGUCUGGUACAAUUAAUUAACAAAUGAAUCACACCGGUUUGGGUGAACCGGGUCGUUACAAUUCUUCCCCACUUAAUUGGAAUUCGUCCUCGAAUUCAAGUCUCUAUACUCGUCUACUAGUUUUAUUUUCCAAAAUAAAAUUUCAAUAUUCAAUCCUCAUCUUAGACUCGGUCUCUCAAGUUUCCUCUUGGAUCUUAUCUCUUUCUUAUUCAACUUUGAUCAAUAUGGUCAUCAUUUCUGAACUGCUUCCACUUGUUGAUUUGUAAUCUCCACAGACUCGAUGAGUGUAGACAAUUUUUUUUUUUAAAGAUCACUUGGUGGCUGCUGUAAAAUAAGUUUUGGCCCUCGCACAACCUUCCUCAAUACUGACACAUGGAACUCAUCGUGAAAGUUUGACAACUCUGCUGAUAACUGCAAUCUAUAAGCCACAACUCCAAUCUGCUCCACAAUAAGGUACAGUCUCAUAUAUCUCGGCUUAAGCUUCCUUAGCUCUCGAGUCUUAGAUCCUCUGAAAUGUCUUCAUUUUCAGGUACACUAAAUUAUCCAAUUAAACUUCCAAGUCUCUCGAGCAUUAACUGCAUUUUUUUUUGUUUUUUUAGCCAUCAACUUCCUUAAGGUGGUUAUUGAGCAUUGUCUAUUUGCUUCAACGUCCAUUAAACCAUUGGUUGCUAUACGUCCUAGUGCUUCCCCGGGUCUAGCAUGUGUGUGAAUGAUCUUCCAUAAAAAGCCUCCGAAAGUGAUAUAUGAAUGCUCCAGUGAUAAUUGUUAUUGUACAUGAACUAUUCCAGCCGUAGAUGUUUUUCUCAAUUUUUUUUUUUCCGUGAGCUAAGGACAAAACCCAAGGAUGCCCUUUCGAGUUUAACUUAGCGAGACGGUCCAUGAUCGAUCAUACAUUAUUCUUCAUGAAACUUGACUUCCAUAGUCCAAUGAGGAAACCAACAAUCAACAUAUCUCAUUUCCAAUCUGGAAGAAGUAGAUGGUGUAGUAAUCCCAUAAAUAAUUGAUGUUCUGCUUUAACCAUCUAACAAGUCUGACAUAGACACAAUGUAGUUACAUCUUCCUAUUUUUUUUUUCUGCCAGAAACUACACUUACUCAGCUAGCAACAACUGAUGCUUUCCAAGCUUACCUAACACAAUCUGUAAAUGCUCAGCAUGCUCUUCUCUGCUCCGAGAAUGAAUCAGGAUGUAGUCGAUGAAUACAAUUGCGCACUUAUCUAAGUGUUCUCAAAAAUGUCACUCAUAAGCUUCACGAAUGCUAACGGUGCAUUCGUCAAGCUAAUGGAUAACAUUAUAACUCAUAAUAUCCAUAACAUAUACAAAAAUCCACAUCGGUAGAUACUCCUCAGGUAUGACAAUCUGAUGGUAUUCUGAUGCAAGUCAACCUUCAAGAACUAUGUACCUCCUGUAGGUAAUCCAACAACUCAUCAAUACGCGGAAACAAUACUUAUCCUUUGGUCACUUUGUUCAGACCUCUGUAGUCGAUACAAAUUCUGAAACUCUCAUCUUUCUUCUUCACAAAUAAUAAUGAUGCUCCUCACGAUGAAGUACUUGGUCUUGUAAAACCCUUGUUUGAUGAAUCUUUCAUAUGCUCUUUCCACUCGGUCAUCUCUGCUGGCGCUAAUUGGUAUAGAAAAUCGUGAAACCGGUGUCGUCCUUGACUCCAACUCGAUCGCAAGAACGUCUCCUCUAGCUGGCAGUGAUCCUUUUAAAGCCUCAAAUACAUCCUCAUACUUUGUAAUAUCUGAAAAUCCUGUAACUCAUGAUGUCCAUCAUCCUUAACCAUCAAAAUGUUCGCCAAAAAUCCAUUUACUCCUAUAUCCAAUAACUCCUCAGCAUGUAGCAUGUAGACAAUACAACCUCUCAUCGGAUCCAUGAAUAAGAACUCUUUCCACUCAGGCAAAUCAACACUACCUGAUGUCAUGACAUCCAAUCCUUCUCAAGAAUGACAUCACAUAAACUCAGCUCCAUCUCUGAUGAAUCUCCGAAUAACUCGACUCCUCCAUGCAUAAAUGGUACAACUCGUACAUCAAUAUCUCUCAAUGUCCUAUGUUAGCUGUCCGAACUGACACACCUCUGAAACGGUCAACAAUGCCAAAAACUGGCAAGCAAAGCCAAGUGUAACUCCAAUAUGAACAUAACGCAAGCCGCUGCACCCUAAUUCAAAAGCGAUCUCCACGAGUUCACAAACCAAAUAUACCUCCAAUAUAGUCAAUAAACUUGUAUACACAACAACACAUGCCAACCAAUGGCUCAUACGUCACACCAUGUAAUCUCCAGUAACAAAAACUCGUGGCAAGAUUGCUUGAAGUAGGGUGGAAGCAGAAACGUCACAUAUCCACUCCUGGAUAAUCUCGGAAUCAUGACCGAAGAAACUGAUAACUUCUGAGAAAACUGACGAACUGAGACAUCACCCAUCUGCUGUUGAACAUCUGGCUAGAACCCUGUUAGUCGAAAGAUGAAUGACGAUGACUUUACUCAUCGUCAUCGAAAGAGACAAUUGAGUUAGUAAUUACUGGACAAAAUGGUGCUAAAAGAACUUCGCAAACAUUUUUUUUAAUUAUAUAUAUAUAUAUAUAUAUAAAAAUUAUUUUUAUACUUUUUCUUUAAACGUAGAAAAACUGAAUCCCCUAAUCGUCAUCCCGGGACGGAACCCCGCUCUGAUACCAAAUUGUGACACCCGUCACCUCCUAUCUGGAGAACAGCGUGCCACCAACAAUAUCACGUAUAAUAAAAGCCCAUAUACCCAAUUACACUCACCCAAAGCCCAAAUAAAAAAAUCCGAAUAAAAAGCCUAGUAGCACCAGUUCCGUCCAAAUAUCAUAUACUCGUUUGUCUCACCUGAAAUGGGGAAGAAAGAGGGGUGAAUAACAGGGGAGUCACUCAGUGAGGUAUGGGAUGCUAUCCCGAAGUCCGUAGACCCGGACAUAGCACUCUGAAUAAAUAUAAUUUAUCCUAAUACAUGCCAAACACGGUACCUAAAGCACCCAAGAAACAAACAAUGGUCCUAGCGACCUGCCCACUAACAGGCCAAAAAUACCCUCGAAAAAGUGCUCGGUCACACACGCCCGUAGACGAUUUAUCGACCUACAGGCUACGAUCAACAGGUCGACUAUAGCUGACCAUAACCUCUAUACAAUCCGGGCUACAGAUAAACACCUCUCUGUACCCGGCACCCGACAUACAGAUAAAGACCUCUCUGUAUCCGGCACAAACACAUCAAAAUAUAUAUAUACUAUAUAUAUACAUGAAUAUAUCAAAUUAAUUCACACAAGCAAUGUUGAAUCAUCUGAUUUCUUAUUUCCGGUUUAAGCAAAGAACCUAAAAACUAAACAAGCAAUGACAGACUCGAUGUCAGACAGACGGAACAUAUUAGAAAUAAAUUAUACUUAUUCAAGGUCUUAAGCCGUGUAUGAGAAGUUCGGGAAUAGACCCUCACCUUAGCCAAAAUUGGAGAUGAAUCACAAAAAUGAUCCAAGAUCUCGUCCAACAAGACUCAGUCCAACUUUAGAAUUAAUUACUUGAAAUACAAGUAACGCUAAAGUUGCAUGAUUGCAUCCUGCGCGCAUGUGCAUGAAUAAGGUUUACGUUAUAUAUUUUUCUUGCAACACAAGGACCAAUAACAAUGGUACUUAACCUCACGGCUUAAGCUUCUCGGACUCCGUCGACGGAAGCUGUGACUCAGGUGGCUCACGGUUCAUAAUGGUGUUGAUCGGUGUUGGUAGUGUCGAGACGCUGACGGAUCUGGUUUCACUCUCUUUCUUAGUCUCCGCCUGUUCACGUUAUUGAACAAAAGCAUGGUAAUAUCGAUGGAUCUAUUGCAACAAGAUUAUGACAGUGGCAUGACGACGGCUCCGGUGGUGAUAGUGAAGAUGAUGACUCCGGUGGUGGGACACGGCUUGAUAAUGGUGGCUGGAUCAAACUCCGGUGAUCACGGCAAUGGUCGCGAUGGUGCUGGCACGGUGAUGCGACAAUGCAAGCUGACACUCCGGUGAUGAACCGAUCACAUCCUUAGAGAUUGGCGCUGGUGGUGAUAAAACGUGACGGCUCUCUCUCUAACCCACGAUGCGUUUUUUUAUUAGGUUUAAGAAGGAGAUAUAUACACAUGCAUAUAUAGCACGGUUUAAGAAAUGGUCUGGUACAAUUAAUUAACAAAUGAAUCACACCGGUUUGGGUGAACCGGGUCGUUACAAUUUACAUAUAGGUAGCAUCGCACAUAAUAAUAAACUAGAUUUCCACCCGCACAACCGUGCGGGUAUAUAUUUUCACAUUUAUAUAUAUAAAUAUUUGUUUUACAUAAUUAUUAUAUAUUUUUAAUAUUACUCACAUAUUU